Messenger RNA from Pieris brassicae (large cabbage white), 1932 nucleotides. Its product is annotated as organic cation transporter protein-like. NCBI's taxonomy places the organism in Eukaryota, Metazoa, Arthropoda, Insecta, Lepidoptera, Pieridae. The transcript has 6 exons. Gene Ontology annotation, biological process: transmembrane transport. The coding region runs from base 240 to 1748 and encodes 502 amino acids. Gene Ontology annotation, molecular function: transmembrane transporter activity. The record is from RefSeq and is a predicted model, not a curated record. Gene Ontology annotation, cellular component: membrane.
GAUUUCGUCAUAGUGACCCCUGUAUAAUAAUAUUACCACCAGCUCACGUGGCGUCACUAUGUUUCGGUCCGCGUCGAAAGUAGACGCAUAGUUCUAGCCGUUUUGUGUUCGGAACACGCAAAAGAAACUAUUACAACAAUUGCAUUUGGACUCGCACAGUACCCGACACUUUGAAAGCUUAUAGUCAGUUGUAGAGUCACACAACGCGGUGGUCUUUGCCGUUAUAAAAUUAAUUCAAAAUGACAGUAGAAAGUGAAACUGAAGGUAAAGAUGAGGCUGUGUUGGAGAACGAACCAAACAACGUAGAGCAGCAAAAGAAAGUCGCUACAGAAGAUCCUAUAACCAAAGCGAUUGGAGCAAUCGGAAAAUGGCAGAUUUGGAUAUGUUGCAUCGUUUUCCUAGUAAAAUUUCCUGUUGCCUGGCAUCAGAUGAGCAUAAUCUUCCUGGCUCCACCCAUGAACUUUACGUGUACGAGCAACGGCGAAUUUGACAGCAAGUGUACAAAUUGUACCGAUUAUACAUACGACCACUCAGUCUUCGGUGAAACAAUUGUAUCGCAGUGGGAUUUAGUUUGUGACAGAGAGUGGCUAAAGAAUGCGACGCAAACUAUUUUCAUGCUCGGUAUCCUUGUCGGGAACAUGGUCUUUGGACAUCUAUCUGACAGAUACGGUCGACGUAUUCCAUUUCUGAUAGCUGUAUUCAUCCAGCUAUUAUCUGGUGUCACCACCGCCUACUCCGUCAACUGGCAUAUGUUCACCACACUCCGAUUCUUCUUGGCCGUCGCUACGGGAGGAACAAUGGUUACCAGCUUCGUCCUCACUAUGGAACUAAUUGGAACCAAAUACAGAGACACUGUUGGAAUCAUCUACCAGAUUCCAUUUAAUCUCGGCCAUUUAUCGUUACCGUUAUUUGGAUAUUUUCUACGAAGCUGGAAUCACUUUCAAUUAGCUAUUUCACUACCAUCAAUAAUAUUUUUGAGUUACUACUAUCUUCUGCCAGAGUCUCCCAGGUGGUUGCUGACAGUUGGUAGAGAUGACGAAGCUCGUACGAUACUAGAAAAUGCAGCAAAACGAAAUGGACGUUCUACUGAAGGAAUUGCAUCGUUCACCCAAAAGAUGGCGAUGGAAGUGAACAGCGGUUCCAAUAAAGAGCGAGCAUCUUUCGUGGCGUUGUUCAAAACUCCAAGACUCCGGAGAAGGACCUUAGCCAUCUGCUUCAAUUGGUUUGUCUGUGGAUUCUGCUUCUUCGGAGUAUCUCAAUAUAUAGGGCACGUAUCAGGAAACAUCUUCAGUAACGUCGCUAUAUCGGCUGCUAUAUUGGUCCCCGGUACCAUUAUUUCGAUAUAUGCUAACCAACUGCUCGGACGGAAGAUCACACUUAUGAGCUCCAAUUUCGUGACAGGCUUAAGCUGUCUCCUCAUAACCGUUGUUCCUAAAUCCGUCACCAGCCACUUGGUUCUUGGAUGUGCUGGUCUCUGGGGCAUGAGUAUAUCAUUCGCCACAGUUUACUUGUAUGCCGGAGAACUCUUCCCAACUGUUGUAAGGAAUUCCGGGGUCGGUCUUUCUUCUACCGUAGCCAGAAUAGGUUCCAUGGUAGCUCCGUUCAUUGCUACAUUGGGACAUAGAAAUCCAUGGCUACCGCCUGUAUUAUUUGGUAUUACGCCGCUGAUAGGGUCUUGUCUUUGCUUAUUAUUACCUGAUACUAGAGGAAAGAAACUACCAGAUACCUUAGAAGAGGGAGAAGAGUAAAUCUGAAGUAUAUUUAUUGGUUGUCUUCAUAGUAUUAGCGUGGAACUUGAGCAGCUAAAAGAGUUAUGAGUUUGUAAAGUAAAGAAAGAUGUUAUUAUUUGAACCUUGUAGUUUAAAUAUAUGACGGCUGUGAUAUAAGGAAACCGUAAUGAUUAUUUUUAAUUAAAUAAAUAUUUUAAACUGA